CUAAACUCCUCCCUUUGUCUUCAAAUAGCAAUGUAGAGGAUGUUUCCAUAGUACAACACCAGAGGAAAACUCUUCUGGAGCAGAAAGGAAAGGGAGACCAGUAUUUUUGAAGUGAAAUCGAACACAUUUCAAAUGUGCUACAGAAUGACUGCUGAUCUCAAACUUCUCCUCCUUACCAUCUCCAUCCUCAAUGGCCCACUCACCUGCUAUGGCUUCAAAAUUUGUGCCUUUAAUGUCCAAAGUUUUGGUGACUCUAAAUCAGGCGAUCCCAAAAUCAUGAAUUCUGUAUCACGGAUUGUAGCUCGUUGUGACAUAUGCUUGCUCCAGGAGGUCAGAGACCAGAAAAAUAGAGCCAUACCCCGCCUGAUUGCUGCACUCAAUGGACUUUCCAGAGUUGGUGAGUAUGACUAUGUGGCAAGUGGGCGUCUCGGGAGAACACAAACCUAUCAGGAGCAAUACGUUUUUGUUUACAGGAAAAGUACAGCCAAGCUGAAAAAUCAGUAUCAGUAUCCAGACACACAGAAAGGGGACGUGGAUGCUUUCUCCAGAGAACCCUUUGUGGUACAUUUUGAGGCUCCUAAAACAGUGGCCAAGGAGUUUGUCUUGAUCCCACAGCACACAACUCCUUCAAAUGCCACCAAAGAGAUUGACGAACUCUAUGAUGUCUUUGUGGAUAUUAGUGAGCGUUGGAAAAUAAAGAAUGUGAUGUUCCUUGGCGACUUCAAUGCAGCUUGUGGUUAUGUGGCUAAGAAGAACUGGAAGAACAUCAGACUUUUCUCUGACACCUCUUUCAUUUGGCUCAUUAAAGAUAAUGUGGACACUACAGUGAAACAGUCGACUGACUGUGCGUAUGACAGAAUUGUUGUGCAUGGAGAGCCAUUUCUUAGAGCAAUUGAGCCAUUUUCAGCACAGCCAUUCAAUUUUGCCAAGGAAUUACAUCUAACAGAGGCUCAGGCUCUAGAAGUAAGUGAUCACUACCCCAUUGAGGUGGAACUAAAGAAGACUAAAGAGUCAAGGAUUUUCACAAGCAACAAAGCAUCUCGUCUUCUGCCUACAGCCAUUGUCCUCAAUAUAGUAUUGCUCUUUCUGAUAAUAUAAACACAAGCAGAAGUUGGUUUUCACCUAGAUGAAGACUUUACAUUGCUGUUAAACAGCUGCCAUGUACUUGAUCUUAAACCAAGCCACAGCUGCUUCUACACAAUGUGAUGGAUAGUUGUGACUGACAAUUCUUCAUUUUUUAAUAGGCAAUCAAAAUAAUUAUAAUCAUUAGGAAUUUCAGAUAAUCAUUUCAGAAUUUCACUUAAUUUAGUGAAGCCACCUCAGGUUGCGUUUUCCUAUUCUCUUUUGUGUUUUUCAUGGAUAUAAAGCUGUUAAGCCUUGACAUCAAUUUGUUGGUGAACUGGAAGAGAAUUGCCAUGGGUUCCCUCAGGAUUUGCCUAUGGGAUUUUUGAACUUCUGUGUAAAAUAAGGUCUUUUGUAAUCACUUGACAAAACAUGGCCGUUUUGUUCUACAACAUUAAUUACAAACGUGUAAUACAUAAUACAGCUUUAAAAUUCAUGUUUGAGGUAUGACUGUGUGUAAAUUAUGUUCUCUCAUCCUUGAUAACUUUGUAAUUUUUUUAAAUAGUAAAAUUUUCUUAACAUUUUGAAAAUAUAUUUUACCUGCCACUGUGUACACUAUGGGCCUAUAUAGGGUAAAAUGAACCCUUACACCUCGUCCUAAUCAGACCCAAUGUAAUAAGAUUCAAGCGACAAGCUAUCUGCUGGUCCACACCAGACGCAACACUUCUCAUCGAUAUUCACUCACUAAAAUGACGAUGACUGAAAAUAACUAGCAGA
Messenger RNA from Xyrauchen texanus (razorback sucker), 1839 nucleotides. RefSeq names its product deoxyribonuclease I-like 1 (gene dnase1l1). The record is from RefSeq and is a predicted model, not a curated record. Gene Ontology annotation, cellular component: nucleus. The transcript is spliced from 9 exons. NCBI's taxonomy places the organism in Eukaryota, Metazoa, Chordata, Actinopteri, Cypriniformes, Catostomidae. Gene Ontology annotation, molecular function: DNA nuclease activity. Bases 133 to 1098 code for a protein of 321 amino acids. Gene Ontology annotation, biological process: DNA catabolic process.